Tuber aestivum (summer truffle) is the source of this 596-nucleotide messenger RNA. Lineage: Eukaryota; Fungi; Ascomycota; Pezizomycetes; Pezizales; Tuberaceae. The record is from the annotation of a GenBank genome assembly.
AUGUCUCCUACUAAAAGGCUAUUGACAAUCCCCCUACAAAGACUCCUAAUGGGCGCUCCCAUAGUUGGGAGAAGAAUCGUAGUCGCUCCGGUUCUGCAUCUGCAGCCACCUUUCCGCGUUGCACUCCCGCAGUCAUCGCUAUCGGGGAGGUACUCCACCACCGCCUCUACUACUGCUGCCCAAUCGCCAAGUACGAAACUUUACGACUAUGAAGCUGUGCCCUUCCCCUCCUUCCCCCCACUCCCUCCCCCCCGAUAAUUAACCUACCGCAGGUGAAGUCCCUGACGAAAACAAACCCGCCGAAAACCACCCUGAUCGACGUCCGUGAGCCUGCGGAAUUCGACGCGGGAGCUAUACCCACAGCGGUUAAUAUCCCUAUCACUUCAUCGCCGGACGCGCUCGCGCUCUCGCCGGAAGAGUUUGAGGAUCGGUUUGGGUUUGCGAAGCCGGGGUUGGAGGAGGAGGUUGUGUUUUAUUGUAAGGCUGGGAUUAGGUGUGCUACUGCGGCCCAGCUUGCGGUUGGGGUUGGGUAUCGGCGGGUUGGGGAGUAUAGAGGGAGUUGGAUUGAUUGGGAGAGGAAGGAGAAGGGGGUUUGA